AAUAAUAUAUACGUUAAGUAAGACAGCUGAAGUGAUCAGUAAUUUGUUACGGGCUGCGAAUAUAGCGCUCGACCGUCCAGAGACAUCAGCUGUGGUCUGGUAACUACAUACAGACAAUCAGCAUAAAAAUUAACGUGAUUUAAGAAAAUGGCUCUGUCUGGAAAAGUCGCUCUGGUUACCGGCGCCUCACGGGGUCUCGGGAAAGGUAUCGCUCUGCAACUGGGAGAAGCUGGAGCAACUGUUUAUAUAACAGGGCGCACUGUUACCCCUUCCAGCGGAGCGGCUGGACCGGGAAGUCUGCAACAUACUGCCGAGGAGGUGACAGCCCGAGGCGGCAAAGCCAUCCCGGUUGCCUGUGACCACAGCAAAGAUGAGGAUAUCGAGGGCGUAUUCCAGCAGAUCAUAAAGGAGCAGGGCCGACUGGAUAUCCUGGUCAACAAUGCCUACUCCGCCGUCAAUGCACUGCAGGAUAACUUCGGACGGCCGUUCUGGGAAAUUCCCGAAUCCAUCUGGGAUGACGUUAACAAUGUCGGACUCCGCAACCACUACAUCUGCUCCGUUAAAGCAGCCAAAAUUAUGGUUAAGCAGAAAUCCGGCCUGAUUGUCAAUGUGUCGUCCGGCGGUGGAAAGCAGUACAUUUUCACACCCUCCUAUGGAAUUGGCAAAGCAGCAUUCGAUCGUAUGGCGGCCGAUUGUGCUCUGGAACUGAAACCCCACAAUGUCACAUACGUUAGCCUGUGGCCGGGACCAGUUAAAACCGAGCUCAUCCAGGAAGGACUGGAGGCCAAGAAAGCCGGUAAGGCCCCGGCAUCCACGGAGACCCUCAAACUGGGCGCCAAUUCCUUCGUCCACCAAGCCAUGGCCAAUGGCGAAAGCGCGGAGUUCAGUGGAAAGUGCCUUGUCAGUCUCUUCCAAGAUCCCAAGAUGAUAGAGAAGACCGGAAAGAUUGUCACCACCGCAUCCCUGGGCGAGGAGUACAAUCUGGUUGAUAUUGAUGGACGCAAAAUCAAAGAUCUGCGAGGAUAAAACUCCUUAUUCUGGCUGCCGUGCAUGUCAUGCUGAUCCCAAAACUUCGCAAGGCCAAAAAUACUGUUUUUCUUCUGCAAAACGUAAUGUUGAGCAUGGAUACUUAGAAUAGGGCAUUCGAUGGAAAGUAUACCGUACUGUGGUGUGUGCAAACGAAAGUACAAUUCAUAUGUUUGAAAUUUGAAUUAUAUCACCAAGAGUACAAUUUACAAACAAAAUCGGAAUAAAAUCAUAUAAUUA
This is a messenger RNA of Paramacrobiotus metropolitanus, 1266 nucleotides long. RefSeq names its product dehydrogenase/reductase SDR family member 1-like. The transcript is spliced from 7 exons. Lineage: Eukaryota; Metazoa; Tardigrada; Eutardigrada; Parachela; Macrobiotidae. The coding region runs from base 148 to 1026 and encodes 292 amino acids. The record is from RefSeq and is a predicted model, not a curated record.